Sebastes umbrosus (honeycomb rockfish) is the source of this 1469-nucleotide messenger RNA. RefSeq names its product arylamine N-acetyltransferase, pineal gland isozyme NAT-10-like. The coding region runs from base 92 to 976 and encodes 294 amino acids. Lineage: Eukaryota; Metazoa; Chordata; Actinopteri; Perciformes; Sebastidae. The record is from RefSeq and is a predicted model, not a curated record. The transcript has 2 exons. Gene Ontology annotation, molecular function: acetyltransferase activity.
GAAAGAUCUGAGUUGCACUUCGUUUGUGGCUCUUAUAGACAUACUGCCUCCUCAGGAGACACCAUUCUGACUGCUUGCAAAAUCAAUCUACAUGGAAGGCAAGAUGAAUUUGGAGGAAUACUUCAAAAGAAUUGGUCUCCAUGGCUCUUUUGAUAAACUGGAUCUUGCAACACUGAAGUUGAUCCACAAACAGCACGUCAUGUCAAUUCCUUUUGAAAACCUCAGCAUUCACUGUGGUGAGAAGAUCAUCAUGGAUCUUGAGGUCAUUUUCAACAAGAUGGUGAGGAGCAGCCGUGGAGGUUGGUGCCUUGAGAACAACUUCCUGUUUGGCUGGGUGCUGAGAGAAAUGGGCUACGACUCUACAACGUUGGGCUGCAGAAUUUUCAACAAUAUCCUCAAUGAUUUUGACCCCCUUGACGUUCAUCUCAUCAACAAGGUCGUCAUUGAAGGAAAGGCUUAUAUAGCAGAUGUCAGCUAUGGGAUGUCUUAUCAACCGUGGGAGCCCCUGGAGCUCGUCUCUGGAAAGGACCAACCUCAGGCAGCAGGUGUCUUUCGCUUCACAGACAAGGGGGAAAACUGGGUGCUGCAGAAAACUGGUAGAAAGCCAGAGAUCCUCAAUCCAGAGUUUGCCAACUCACGUCUGGUGAACAGGAAGGAAACAGAGCAGAUGUUGUGCUUCACCUUGGUGCCUCGUGAGGUCGAUCAUUUCUUCGAGGUAAACCACAACCUCCAGACAGAUCCUACUUCACUGUUCACCAACAAGUCCAUCUGCUCUUUGCAAACACCAACAGGGUUCAGAUCUCUUAUUGGCUGGACCUACAGUGAGGUCACCUUUAAACCUGAGGAAGGUGUUGAUGUGUUGGACAUGAGAAACAUAAAAGAUGAUGAGAUAGAGCAAAUUCUACAUGAAAAGUUCAAUAUAAAGCUGCAGAACAAACUGCAGCCUGCAAACAACAAAUCAUGGUACACACUCUGAAAUCCUCAUAUUCUGUUUUAAAAUUGUCCUGAAAUUAUGUCUCAACCUGUUUUGAUUUCACGACCGACCAGGUAGAGCAACUUGUUGACGAAUUAUCUAUUUAAAAAAUUAACAUUGCUUGGAAUUUUUUGUACAAUGCUGAUCAUGCUAAAAAUAAUGAAGAUAUGGACAGAUGAGAAAAUAUAUAUCUCAAUUGAUUGACAGAUGAAAAUGUGGCGGAAAUAAAGGACCAGCUCAUCAUGAAUAUUGUUACCUCUAAACACCAUAAAUGUUUAUCGUUAAAGAAGCUUAACGAAGCCUUACACAAUCAUAAAACAACUAACUCUUCAUUUUCCAAAUAGCCUAUCAUGCAUUCAUGUGUUUUGACUUAAAUAAAUAAAAUUAUACUCAAAAGGUUUAGACUGUCUUAUUGAAUGACUGUAUCCACAUCAGUAAUUCAGCCAAAUGUCUAUUGAACUGUCAAGUGCAUUUAAAACGACCUUAAUUAAUAAUU